Messenger RNA from Prorocentrum cordatum, 303 nucleotides. NCBI's taxonomy places the organism in Eukaryota, Dinophyceae, Prorocentrales, Prorocentraceae. The record is from the annotation of a GenBank genome assembly.
AUGUUCGCCGGCAGGCCCCGCUCGGACACGCCAGUAAUCCCCAUGGGGGCCGUGCCCCCGCAGUACCAGCUCGCGGGCGCCCCGCCGCCGGAGGCGGCCCAGGACUUCGCCAGGCUCAAGUAUGCCGUCUUAGCCAUGGGCGGCACCACUGCUGGGCGGUUCAUCUUCAGCAUACCAGCCGGCCUCCUCCCAGGUGACUUUAUGAACGUCUUGGGGAUAGUGUUUGCGUUCUGUAUAGGAUCGUAUCUUCAACCGAGGACGAGCACCUCAAGCGCGUGUAUGACUGCCUCGCCUCGUCCAUAG